UUGGUUAUUAGCUGUCAAUAUGCUGAGGCUGGCGUCUAUUUACUUACUUUGCCUCUUCAUCCACCUGGACUGCCAAGGAUCUUUGGCGGCUUGCCAGGACAAUGUCCAAAAGGUUUGUCUACUGAGCGAUCCUGCCAAUCAGUGUGCCUCAUACUGCCUGAGUGCAUUCGGAGCCAAAGUGGAUACGAUCCAACGGUCUCUGGACACCGAACUGCACUCCCAACUGGUCACUGCGAAAGAGGGCCUCGAGCGGAGGUUAAAUAUGACGAAGGAACAUCUUAUGGCUGCCAAUUCCGAGGCGGGAGACAAAUUUCAAGCCCUGCAGACCCAAAUGAAGAACCAGUACCAGGAAAUCGAGGAUUCUUUAAGGAAGACCAGCACUCAGGAAGAUCUCGGGGCAGCAGUGAAUCGCACGGAAGGCCAACUGCUGGCGGUGGGUGUCGACAUGAAGAGGCAACUGCUGGAUUUCAGGAGCAAAGUGGAGGAGCAGCACACUGAGCUCCAGGAAACGGCGAGCAGGACCGUCACAAAGGGCGACUUUGAGACGGAAAUGCAGGCGGUGCAGAUGAGGAUGUUUGAGCAAAUGCAGACACUUCAGUCGAAACUAUGCGGUCAGCAUAGGGAAAUCCAGGAUUCCCUAAGGCAGACCAACACCCAUGAGCAAUUCGAGGCGAGACUCAACCAGACGGAUGCCAAGCUGCAGUUGCUCCAAUCGAAAAUGGAGGACCACCAGGUGGCCAUACAGAACUGUCUGCAGGAGCUGUUGGCCAAAGUGGAGGGCCAGCAGGCGGCCUUCAAGGACAGCCUGCUGGAAACGCUCCAGACCAAAACCAAUGUGCAAAUUAUACCGCCCAAGUUUGAGCAAAUCGGCAGCAGGUUCUUUUACAUUGAACAGAAAGUGCAGCAGAAUUGGUUCGCCGCCUCGGCCACCUGUCGCCAAAUGGGUGGCCACCUGGCCGCCCUGCGAAACCAGGGCGAACUGAAAGCCCUCAAGGCCAAGCUGCCGCCCCAGAGUGUCCAAUGGCUGGGCAUCAACGAUCGCGAGGAGGAGGGCAAGUUCGUAUCGGAGGCCUCCGGCAACCCAGCCACGUUUCUAAAAUGGGCUGAGGAGGAACCCAACAACCUGAACAACAACGAGAACUGCGUGGCCCUGCUAAACGGCUCAAUGAACGAUGACAAUUGCCUGCUGCCACACCACUUCAUUUGCCAAGCAGGCAGCGAAGUCUAG
This is a messenger RNA of Drosophila elegans, 1228 nucleotides long. Its product is annotated as low affinity immunoglobulin epsilon Fc receptor-like. The record is from RefSeq and is a predicted model, not a curated record. NCBI's taxonomy places the organism in Eukaryota, Metazoa, Arthropoda, Insecta, Diptera, Drosophilidae. Gene Ontology annotation, molecular function: signaling receptor activity. The transcript has a single exon. The coding region runs from base 20 to 1228 and encodes 402 amino acids.